AUGGCAAAAUCCAAAUCUUCAAGCUCUGAAGCCUCUACAAAAUCAUAUAUGUUUCUUCUUCUUCUUGGAUUUCUCUUCAUCUCCCUUGUUCUUGUGCACUCUUCCGAUCCUGGUAAACCAUCCAUGAAGACGGCCGUUUCCUCCACAAGGCGUCUCGUCCAGGAUGCUCCGAAAGCAUCUGCUACAAAUUCAAUGGAUGUUCACGUUCGUCCUAAAAAGAGGCAAAAUUCACAUACUUGGCGAGAAUUUGGAGCUGGUGCUCAUGAAGUUCCAAGUGGCCCAAACCCUAUUUCAAAUAAGGUUUCAUUUCUUGGUGAUAUUUUGGGAACUGAGGCUUUAGCAAUUUCCAAGAUGUACCUGCAUUCUCGUGGAAACGUUCUGGAAGGACGAUCCUUUGUACCUAAAACUUUUGAUGAUUCUACACCAAGGAAUCGCUAUGGCAAAACUUGCAAAUUUAACCAGUUCUCAGCACAGAAUGCUUGGAAACUUAUUGCUCCUCACUCGAGAAUUCUUAAUGUAAUUCCACAACAGAAGACUUUUAUGAGGUGUCGGUGCAUUAGUGCUCUGGUGAAUGCUGAUGCUCCAAUUACUUCUGACUGGGUUCCUGUAGUGGACCAAGUCUUGCUCUUAGUGAGUAUAACCCUGACAUACAUGGCUGGUGUAAUACCUGCUGAGAAGCUCCCUUAUAAUACUCAAACAAAAAUCUCAGAAGUUAAUGGGGUCCCUGAAAACUCUUCCUUUUCUGGUAGUGCCACAGCGAAUUAUAAUGAGGUAUAUUUGGAGUUUGCCUGGGACAUUGUGAAAGGCAAGCUUGUGGAUUCCCUAAGUUUUAUACAAAAUGGGGUAAAUGUAGGCGACAGGGUUGCUGAACUUGAAGAAGGCCAUAAGAAACAGCCUUCAAGUUUGUGUGCUGUUGCUGAGGGUCCCAGGAUGAGGUUGCUGUGGGCUACCUUUCAGUGGCUGAAGAACGAGGCAGGCACUGUCUUUCUUAUCGCAUUGGAAUUAUAUCCAAUACCUUUUGUUGCAAUUUGUUUUGUUUUGGGAUGGGAGUGGAGGUGGGGAUUGGUCGGGAAGGCAGAGGCGGAGAGUGGUAGCGGCGCUUUGAUUCACUCAUUUUACACGGCCUUCACAAAGAUAAGGUUCUUUGGAAUGGUGAAUGCUUACGACGUAAUUUUUGCAACCAAGAAACCUACGACCUGGAUUUGUAACUGUCCAAGAUGUUCUAACGAUAACUUUUCUCCGGGAAAUCCAUUCGCAGAGAUUGGAGGAGCUAACAACUUGAAUAAUACAAUCAUGAUUCAACAUUUGUACUCCAUCUCCAGUCUGGCUUCAGCUACCAAUGCUUCAGCUUGA
Fraxinus pennsylvanica is the source of this 1353-nucleotide messenger RNA. The record is from the annotation of a GenBank genome assembly. Lineage: Eukaryota; Viridiplantae; Streptophyta; Magnoliopsida; Lamiales; Oleaceae.